Magnolia sinica is the source of this 894-nucleotide messenger RNA. RefSeq lists its product as uncharacterized. The coding region runs from base 316 to 894 and encodes 192 amino acids. The record is from RefSeq and is a predicted model, not a curated record. The transcript is spliced from 3 exons. NCBI's taxonomy places the organism in Eukaryota, Viridiplantae, Streptophyta, Magnoliopsida, Magnoliales, Magnoliaceae.
UUCCUUUUUCUUUUUCUUUUUUAGAUAUUUUCUUUCUUUAUUUCUCCAUUAUCAAAUUCUUCCGAUCUUGAUUCUUUAUUUCUUUCAAGAACAAGAAACUCGUUUUAAUUCUCUUUGUAUUAGAUCUUUCUCACUUCUUUGUGGCGUUCGUAGUCUCUGGGGACUGCUUCUGUUUCCGUGUUUGAUGAAUUCUUUCCUGUGGGUAGGGGAAAGGUCUUAAUGUCAAAGGAUUCUCCAUCAUUCUCUUCAUCCAGAAGCUCACGAAGGUCAUUCCUUGAAGAAUCAUAGCUAGAUAUUCACGUUAUUUCUGGACUAAUGGCAAUGUCUGAUGAACUGGAAAACUCUGGCAAAUUGGUUGUGAGGCCUGAGCAGCACGGAUUGAUGGAAGACUCUCGUGGUGCAAGGGUAGAUUCAAACAAGCUAGACGAAGCAGCGUCUAAGAAGUCUGAUGUUCAGGAAGAGGAAGUUACUACUGGAGGGUUCCGAGAAAGCAAUGGGGACCGAGAGAGCAUGAGAGCCCCAGAUACAACAGAAUCAGGCACAGCUAGAGGUGAAAAUGCUGAUCCAUUUGAAAGUAUUGAGGCACAUGAUCAUCACCAGUUUGAGGAAAAAGAAUUCAAGGCUAAGAUUACAUGUGGCAACAGACUUAUAGGGUACAGGAAAUAUAAAGUGUUAUCUUUUGACAUGAAUUCCAUAAAAAGAAAUGAGGUUACCAGUGGAGGUACUGAAUGUGUAGGUUUAGAUUGGCUGGAUGGUUUAGACGGUGCUCCCAACGGAUAUUUUCCACAAAAUGGGAACUCUUCUCAGCUGAACAAAACAAGACCUCUGAAACCCAACCGGUGCUUCCAACCCAAGGGCCUGGAAUUGUAUCAUGCGAUAAUGGGGGCUUUGUGA